AUGAAGCUGUUAGUCUGUGUGCUGAGUGUGUGCGCCCUGGCCGCUGCCCAGGACUUCAAGGAGUGCCUGGACAAGGAUUCGAUCUCCUGCCUCCAGAUGACGUUCUACCGCAAAGCGCGCGACUUCUUCGACCAGCCACAAAUCAGCCUGGCCGGUGGGCUGUCGUUCGUGAAGGGGGCCGGCGCCCGGGACUCCCGCGCCUACGUCGACGCCGGUGCGCCGGUUGAGUCGGCCAACAGUGUGGAGACGCGCGAGGACGCCCUGGAGAACUACGUGUUCGAGCGGUCGGUCAGCUUCCUGCGGGAGCGCUCGCUCAACCUCGACAUGGCCGGCGCCGCCCGCAGCCUGUCCUCCGUCAUCCCGGACGAGGUCAAGGGCCAGAUGCGCUCGAUGGUGGCGGAAGCGCGCGGCAAGAAGAAGAUCCUGAAGGCCCUGCUGCCGAUCCUCGGGCUGGUGAAGCUGAAGAUCGUCGGCCUGGCGCUGCUCGCCCUGCUCGGCAUCGCGCUGAUCGCCAAGAAGGCACUCAUCGUGUCCGUUAUCGCCCUCGUCCUGUCCAAGUUCCUCUUCCUGAAGAAGCUGCUGUCGAAGAAGGACGAUCACGGCACCGCGUACCACGGCUCGUCCGGUGGCUGGGAGUCGAGCGGCUACGGUGACUACGGUUCCCACAGCCAGCCCGCCCACUCGAUCGCCUACGCCGGCCACAAGCCCGCCCGGAAGUAA
Anopheles bellator is the source of this 720-nucleotide messenger RNA. RefSeq lists its product as uncharacterized. The transcript has 2 exons. NCBI's taxonomy places the organism in Eukaryota, Metazoa, Arthropoda, Insecta, Diptera, Culicidae. The record is from RefSeq and is a predicted model, not a curated record. Bases 1 to 720 code for a protein of 239 amino acids.